GACCGGAACCGACCCCGGGCCAGGGCCCGCGCGCGGAGGGGGGCGCUGAGUGACGGGCGCCCAAGCCGGGGGAGCGCAGCCGGCACCGGUGACCCGGUCGCGGCCUGAGACCUCAGCGGGAGGGCCGCGACGUGCGCCCGGACUUUGCCCGGGUCAGCGAGCGGCACCGGCGGCCCGAGGACGCGCGGCCCAACAGAGUCCAGACGCGCCUUCAGACUGGGGGGGCGGGGGCUGCCGAGGGGCGCCCUUUCCUCACCUUGGGAAACCAGCGCAGGUGAAAGUUGUUGCUGUUGAUGCAGAGCUGAAUGUGUUCUAUGAGGACAGUGUGCAUUUUGACAGAGACCUUCUAGAAUUUGGGACUCAAGGUGGGGUUCAUGUUCACGAGGAUGGGCUGACAGUGACAUCUCCAGUCCUGAUGUGGGUCCAGGCUUUGGAUACCAUCUUGGAGAGGAUGAAGGCGUUGGACUUCGACUUCUCUCAAGUCCUUGCCCUAUCUGGGGCAGGCCAGCAACAUGGAAGUGUCUUCUGGAAGACUGGGGCCAGCCAGGUGCUAACAAACCUAUCACCAGACCUCUUGUUACAUAAGCAGCUGCAGGCUUGUUUCUCCAUCAAGGACAGCCCUGUGUGGAUGGACUCCAGCACCAUAGCUCAGUGCCGCCAGCUGGAGGCCGCCGUGGGCGGGGCCCAGGCUCUCAGCAGCCUCACCGGCUCCCGUGCUUAUGAGCGCUUUACAGGAAACCAAAUUGCAAAGAUUUACCAGCAGAAUCCUGAGGCCUACUCACAUACAGAGAGAAUUUCUUUGGUCAGUAGUUUUGCUGCUUCCUUAUUCCUUGGGUCUUACUCCCCUAUCGACUACAGUGAUGGUUCUGGAAUGAAUUUGUUGCAGAUCCAGGACAAAGUCUGGUCGCAGGCUUGUCUUAGUGCCUGUGCGCCUCAUUUAGAGGAGAAGCUUGGCUCACCGGUACCAUCAUGCUCUGUUGUGGGGGCCAUUUCUUCCUACUAUGUCCAGCGCUAUGGAUUUCCUCCAGGAUGCAAAGUGGUGGCCUUCACUGGGGACAACCCUGCAUCGCUGGCAGGCAUGAGGCUGGAGGAAGGUGACAUUGCGGUCAGCCUGGGCACCAGCGACACCCUAUUUCUCUGGCUCCAGGAGCCCAUGCCUGCACUGGAAGGGCACAUCUUUUGCAAUCCGGUUGAUCCCCAGCACUACAUGGCGCUCUUGUGCUUUAAAAACGGCUCCCUCAUGAGAGAGAAGAUCCGUGAUGAGUCGGCUUCCUGUUCCUGGAGUGAUUUCUCUGAGGCACUGCGGUCCACGGAGAUGGGGAACGGUGGGAAUCUGGGUUUUUAUUUUGACAUAAUGGAGAUCACCCCUGAAAUUAUUGGGCGCCACCGAUUUAAUGCAGAAAACCUCAAGGUCUCAGCAUUCCCUGGGGAUGUGGAGAUCCGGGCACUGAUCGAAGGGCAGUUCAUGGCCAAGAGGAUUCAUGCCGAGGGCUUGGGCUACCGAGUCAUGCCCAAGACAAAGAUUUUGGCCACUGGCGGAGCAUCUCACAACAAAGACAUCUUACAGGUGCUUGCGGAUGUGUUUGGUGCCCCAGUGUAUGUCAUAGACACUGCCAACUCAGCCUGUGUGGGCUCCGCAUACCGAGCUUUCCAUGGCCUUGCUGCUGGAACAGACCUGCCCUUUUCAGAGGUUGUGAAGUUAGCCCCAAAUCCCCAAUUAGCUGCUACCCCAUCCUCAGGAGCUUCUCAGGUCUACGAGGCCCUUCUCCCGCAGUAUGCCAAGCUUGAGCAGAGAAUCCUGGCCCAGACCCGGGGGCCUCCAGAGUGAAUGCCUUGGGCCCAGGCACCCCUGUUAACCCUGCGUCAGACUCCACUGAUCCCAUUUGGAGACAUGCUCCUCCUGGACAGCAGGGAUCCUCUUCCUUGUCCUAGGGGAGUACCAGCCCACCUGACUCUGCAGUGCUCCAGCCCUGCCCAGGACCACCUGAAACCCACCUUAGCACACCUUCCUAAACUUAAAUGGACCCUUUUUCCCGGAACAGGAAAGCAUCUGUCUUUUCCUGUCUAACCUGGGAGGCAAGAGAAAACAGACUGGGAUAUGUCCAGUAAAAACUGUGACUGUUGGCCUUUUAAAGGCAGAAGUAAAGCUAAUAUAGGACCUCAAUCAGGAGAACAGGGAGACAGAGCUGUCCCCCAUACCCUGACCCCAGCAACCCCUUCCCCAACUUGGUCUUUUUGGCUACUCCUCCCCCAAAAUAACCUGCAGCCAUCUUCUCUUGCCCCAUACUGUAACUCCUGUGGUCCAUCCCUACCCCUGCAAAGCCUGACCCCCCCCCAUCCCCUAGCUGCUUCCUCCUUCCUCAUUUCAGGAGGGCUUCCUAGUGUCUUCCUUUCUUGUCUUCUCCAUGCUCACCCCACCUUCAAGUUUUUGCUCUUCUCACCCUCCAGCAUCUGCCCCUUCAUCCUCCCUAAUCUCUCCUCCCUCCCCAUGCCCACCUGCUGUAACUUCUUCCCACCCAAAAAGCUUGACCUGUUGAAUAGGCUUCCUGUCUCCUCCCAUCAGCUCUGCCCACAGGCCGCCUGACUCCCUGGCACACCAGACCACGUGCAGGGGCCCUCUCUCAGGUGAUACAGGGGAGCACCUCCCUCCCUCCAUCCCUUCCUUCAGAAGAAUUUCUCAAAUUCUGGAUUUUGUUGAUUCUAUUCAUGUUACUCUCUGUCUUCUGUAUUUCCUGUAAAUUGGUGGUUGGGACUAAUACAGAGCUCCUCAACCUCAAUACUAUUAGCAUUUGGGGCUGAAUAGGUUUUGGUUGUGAGGGGGCAGCAGUGUCACUGGCCUCGAUCCACCAGAUGCCAGUAGCACCCCUUCCCCAAGUCAUGACAAUUCAGAAUGUCUUCAGGCAUUGCCACACAUCUGGUGGGGAUGGGAAGACAGAAUUGCCCCUGGUUCAUAACCACUGACCUAGAAGUUUGAUCCAAUGCACAUGUGAUUAUUUCCCUUUUUAUUGUCAGACAACUUCAUAAGAUGGUGGUGUAUUCUUCUUUCAGAAGGCACCUAAUGUCUGGUUUUCUUAAUGGGUUGAUUCCCAAGCAUCCUCUAACAGCAAGUAGGUUUUUAUUUUCAGUGUCAAUAUGAUACAUUUAAUAUAGUCUAUGUAUUUUUAUCUAUUACAGUAAUUAUUUCUACCUUGCCUUCUUUUUGAUAGUCAUUCUUUACAGCUUCUCUCCUGCUUUCCUGAUAUUUCAUUCCUUCUAUCUUCUUUACUGAUAUGAGCACUCCUUGUGUACUCCUUAAUUAUUGCUUGGCCCCAAAUCUCUGUCCCAUCCCUCUUUCUCUCCCAUUUUGUCCCCUGAUAUUUCAUUCCUUCUUUCUUUUUUUUAAAGAUUUAAUUUAUUUAUUCAUGAGAGAGAGAGAGAGAGGCACAGACACAGGCAGAGGGAGAAGCAGGCUCCAUUCCAUGCAGGGAGCCUGACGUGGGACUCGAUCCUGGGUCUCCAAGACCACACCCUGGGCUGAAGGCAGCCCUAAACCGCUGAGCCACCGGGAUGCCCUCUUUUACUGAUAGGAACACUCUGUGUACUCCUUCUUAGUUAUUGCUCAGCCCCAAAUCUCUGUCCUUAUCCCUCUUUCUCCCCCAUUCUGUUCUCUCUUAUUGGAUGAUUUCAUCUCUUCUUGGGUUUCAACCACUAUAUAUAAGCCAGGAACACCCAGAUCUAUAUUUCCAUCCAGAACUCUCCUUAGAGUCUAUUAGAAUUCUCAGAGGGGUACUUCAGACUCCACUUAUCUUCCCUUGCCCUUCCCCAAACUUCCUCCUUUUGUGUUCCUGUUUCAAUGAACUGGUGCCCACUGUUCGUUCAUCCAUUCAUUGAAGAACCCAAACCCCAAAUGCAGUUGUCCUCCCCAUUUCUUAUGUCAGAUAAGUCACCAAGUGAGUUUGGUUAUUCCUUUGGUAACUCCUAAAGCAGUUCCUUUCUCUGUAUCCCUCCUGUUUUAUCUUAGAUCCUUUUAUUCAUUACUCAAAUUAUGACAGAAGCCUACAUAGAAAGUCCUGUGUGAUCUGCUUCCUGCAGAAUCCCCCAAAUUUUACCUCUGCUGCAGGCCCCUGCCUGUUUUGGGACUUCGAUUAAAUCAGUCUAUUUGUGGUUUCCACCCAGAGUGGAAAAAUGCUGCAAACUGGAUCUGAGACCUGGUUGAUCAGAGCAGUAUAGGGGGAAGUCAAAAGGAAGAAGUUUAGAAAGCGGGUGGGACCAGCAUCAUCACUUCUGAGAGAGAUGGAGUCAUCUUGAAAGGAAGUGGUGCCCCUAGCAAGCUUGGUGGUUCAAAGGAAAAAAGAAAGCUAAAGAUAACAGCCUGUCAAUAGCAAGUCAAAGAUUCAGAAGAUAGAUAACUUCCCCACCCCUACUACCUAGACAUUACUUAUUAAAUAAGUUUUACAACAUUGAUCAACAGAAAAAGGUUCUCUUGGAUCAAGAAACAGAAAGGACCAGUCAAUCCAUUUCCCAUUUUACCUUUGCCCCCAUAGAGUUGCCUGUUAUCAUAAGCAUGUCAAUAUAACUAGAAAAAGGAACUCACUUUGUAUACAAAUAGAUGAAGAAAACAAAGUCAGAAUGAUAACUUUUCAAGCUGAUGAAAUAGUCCAAAAUAAAGAGAACAAAACAGUAAACUGUAACAACCCUACAACAUAAACUCUAGAAUUUUGAAACUGAAUGUGAAUAUGAAAGAAUACCACAGUUCAGAAAAUGUAAAACUCCGAAUAAAAAUGAAAAAACGCAGGCAUAUGUGAAGAGAGAAAUGACCAAGCUUGGGAAAGAAUCUGAACAAAAAAUUAAAAUCAUCAGAUAUAAAGAUGAAACCACAGCAUAUUCAAGUAAAAGAGAUGACUACAAGUGCAGUAAAGCAUGUAGAAUAUGGGAAUGACAGGGCAGCCCAGGUGGCUCAGCGGUUUAGUGCAGCUUUCAGCCCAGGGCCUGAUCCUGGAGACCCGGGAACAAGUCCCACAUCAGGCUUCCUGCAUGGAGCCUGCUUCUCCCUCUGCCUGUGUCUCUGCACCUCUCUCUCUGUCUCUCAUGAAUAAAUAAAUAAAACCUGGGCAGCCCUGGUGGGCGCAGGGUGUGAUCCUGGAGCCCAGGGUGUGAUCCUGGAGACCCUGGAUUGAGUCCCACGUCAGGCUCUCUGCAUGGAGCCUGCUUCUCCCUCUGCCUGUGUCUCUGCCUCUCUCUUUCUCUCUGUGUCUCUAUGAAUAAAUAAAUAAAAUCUUUAAAAUAAAUAAAUAAAUAAAACCUUAAAAAAAAGAAUAUGGGAAUGACAAAAGCUAAGCAAAAAAUACACAAGAAGAGCUGGAAAGGUCCAAAACAAAAAUGAUAGGUAAAGAAGAAGUAACAUAGGUAAAAUUGGAGCUCCCAGAAGCUACCAAAAAAGACAGUGUAAUUGGUUAAUACUUAAAACUGCCCCAGGAGAAGUUUCUGAAAAAUUAAAAAGAAGACUUGACACUUGAAGGGCCCCUUUUGUUACAUAGAAAAUUGACCCAGAAUGGUCAACUGGACCUAUCCUAGCAAACUAUUAAAACUUUGAAGAUGAAGUAAAAAACCCUUUAGCCCUAUAGAGCUAGUCUCUUAGCAAAGGAAAGGUCAGACUGGCAUCAGACUUCACAUAAAGUAAGUAGGAGUGGAGCAACAUUUUCAAGAAGUUAAAAAAGAUGGGAACUAAGAAUAAGUGUUUUAUAUCCAGCUAAGCUGUCCUUUAAGUAUCAAGGAUAUAUAUGUUUAAAUCAUAAGAGCUCAGGAAAUAUUGUACUCAUAACCCCUUAGGAUCUUACUAAAAGGUAGGCUCCAACCAACUAGGAGAUGAUUGGGGAACUUCAGCAAAAGGACUAAUGGUGAGCACUGAGUAUCUUUAGUUUCAGAUCUAAGACCAAAAGGAAAGUGGAGAGAGCAGCCUGGGUGGCUCAGCAGUUUAGCGCCACCUUCAGCCUAGGCCCUGAUCCUGGAGACCCGGGAUCUAGUCCCACAUCAGGCUCCCUGCAUGGAGCCUGCUUUUCCCUCUGCCUGUGUCUCUGCCUCUCUCUCUCUCUCUCUCUCUCUCUCUCUCUCGAAUGAAUAAAAUCUUUUUAAAAAAUUAAAAAAAAUGAAAGUGGAGAUAGGGGUGGAAAAAUAGAAUCAAGUGGUAUAUGCUUUGAUAAGGUAAAAGUAACAAAUGAAAAAGAAGAGGACAGUACAAAAAAGUGAUGCAAAGGCAGUAUGUACAAGGCAAAGAGUAUCAUUUAAAGUUGACAAACCAAGUAGUUGGGGCUUAAAGAAAAGAGAGACUAAAAGAAUUAUAUAUAGGUAAUAGUACAAAGAUAAUCACUGGACUAAAGAUAGAAAUUUCCCUCGGUGCCCAAAGAAACAGUAGUAAAGGCAGUAAGUUGCAUAGUGAAAAACAUGCAGUGAAUGUAACAUCAUACACAGUAAAGAAGCAGAGUGAAAUUAAUAAAUUGAAAGAUUCGACUCAUCUGUUUUUAAAAGAUUUCAAAAAUGAGCAAAGUGGGGGAGAAAACAGAGGCAAACUAGGAAACAGACUCUUUGGAAAGUAGGCUCCACGUCCAGUGUGGAGUCCAAUGUAAGGCUUGAACUCACCACCUUGAGAUCAAGACCUGAUCUGAGAAUAAGAGUUACUUAACUGACUGAGCCACCCAGGUGCCCCAGGAAACACUCUUAACUAUAGAGAAUAAACUGGAGGUUACUAGAGGGGAGGUGGAAGGAGGAUGGGUGAAAAAAGGUGGUAGGGAUUCAGGAGUGUGCUUGUGUUGAGCACAGGGUGUUGUUUGGCAGUGUUGAAUCACUAUAUUGUACACCUGAAACUAAUAAUACACUGUAUGUUCACUAACUGGAAUUUAUGAACUUUUUAAAAAAGUUCAGGGCAGCCCUGGCGGCUCAGCGGUUUAGCGCUGCCUUUGUUCCGGGGCCUGAUCCUGGAGACCUGGGAUCGAGUUCCAUGUCGGGCUCCCUGCAUGGAGCCUGCUUCUCCCUCUGCCUGUGUCUCUGCCUCUCUCUGUGUGUCUCUCAUGAAUAAAUAAAUAAAAUCUUAUUAAAAAAAUCCUUUAAAAAGUAAAGUUCAAAUUGACUCACAAACCAGCAUUUUAUGUUAUUUAUAAGAGACAUAUCUAAAACAAUUGAUCCAUUAAGGCUAAAAAUUAGAUGGGCAAAAAUAUACCAGGCAAGUACAAAUCAUAAAAAGCAAGAUUACAGUACUGAUAUCUGAUAAAGGUAGAAUCCAGGAGAAAGACAAAGAAGGACACUAAUGCUAAAGUCACAAUGAAGGUAUACUAGUUAUAAAUGUUAGAACCUCUUUCAUUUGCCAACUUUAAAUGAUUUUCUUUGAUUUCAGCGAUAGAUUCCAACAGAAUAUAUAUCUUCUGAAUAUAUAUUGAAUUUUGUGUCUUAUAAUAAGGAAUAAUACUACAUAAUAGAGGAUGUACCUAUUCACAGAAAUUGGCCAUUUAUUAUAUCACAAAGAACAUCUAUAAUUUCUAUAAACUAGAGAUAAUACAAUCUUCUUAAAUCCCAAUGCAAUAAAAUGAGAAAUUAAUAAAAUACAUAUACAUAUUUUUAAGUCUUAUCUGGAGAAAGACUUUCUAUGAAUUACUCUUGGGGUGGGCACCUGGGUGGCUCAGUGGUUGAACGUCUGCCUUCAGCUCAGAUCAUGAUCCCAGGGUCCUGGGAUCCCACAUCAGGCCCCCCACAGGGAGCCUGCUUCUCCCUCUGCCUAUGUCUGCCUCUCUCUGUGUGUCUCUGUCA
Molecule: messenger RNA, 7776 nt
Organism: Nyctereutes procyonoides (raccoon dog)
Lineage: Eukaryota; Metazoa; Chordata; Mammalia; Carnivora; Canidae
Gene: XYLB
Product: xylulokinase
Exons: 19
Coding region: 416-1828 (470 amino acids)
Biological process (GO): D-xylose metabolic process; xylulose metabolic process
Cellular component (GO): cytosol
Molecular function (GO): D-xylulokinase activity
Source: RefSeq, a predicted model, not a curated record